Molecule: messenger RNA, 957 nt
Organism: Bactrocera latifrons
Lineage: Eukaryota; Metazoa; Arthropoda; Insecta; Diptera; Tephritidae
Gene: Bgb
Product: protein big brother
Exons: 2
Coding region: 180-821 (213 amino acids)
Biological process (GO): regulation of transcription by RNA polymerase II
Cellular component (GO): core-binding factor complex; nucleus
Molecular function (GO): transcription coactivator activity; sequence-specific DNA binding
Source: RefSeq, a predicted model, not a curated record
CUAUAUGCAGUUAUAUUUUUUCGGAUUUAGAUGUGUGUUUCUAUAAAUGUUGAGUGCUGUUUUACUGUAUAAAAGUUAAAGUUUAAUCUAUCAUUAAAUAUCGGUUUGUAAAUUAAAAGCAUAUAGCACAAUAGUCGUAUAUAAUCAAAUAUAUAGAGAGUUAAAACAAUUUAUCGGAAAUGAAUGAAGCAGCAUUGGCCAGCAUGAUUUACAACGACCCCAUAGGUAUCUAUGAGCAGCCCAGGCCGCGUUUCAUAUUUAAAAUGCCGCGUGUUGUGCCCGACCAAAAGGCAAAAUUUGAAAGCGAUGAACUAUUCCGUCGCUUAAGCCGGGAAAGUGAAAUCCGUUAUACAGGAUAUCGCGAACGUGCUCAAGAGGAACGCCAAAUGCGGUUCCACAAUGGUUGUCGUGAGGGUCAUACUGAAAUAUCAUUUGUGGCAUCGGGUACGAAUCUACAACUGGUUUUUAACGCAACCCAAAACCCAUAUUUACAUGAUAAGGAAUGCGAUUUUGAUAAAGAGCAUGGAAAGGUUUAUAUAAAAUCGUACUUUAUAAUGAACGGAGUGUGUGUGCGUUUUCGUGGUUGGCUAGAUUUGGAACGUUUGGAUGGAUCGGGCUGCCUAGAGUUCGAUGAACGACGUGCAAUGCACGAAGAUCAAAUAUUACGCGAACAAAUCGAACGAUAUAAUUUGAGGCUUCGCGAAUUCGAGGAUUCCAAACGAGCAUAUCGUGAUAGCCGACCAGAAGUUGAUAUGGAAGCUGUACGCCGCGGUGUACCCUCAGGUGGUAUUGGCGUUGGUGCCAGUAUGUGGAGACGUUAAUUUUGGGGAGAAAAAUAAAACGGGGUAAACUUUAGAAUAGAAUUACUCUAAUUCGGUGUAAAGGCUGAUAGAGAAGAUAUUUCUGUUUAAUUUCUUCUAAAUCGUUUGCAAAAUAAAUAAAGAAAUGUUCACUGUA